This is a messenger RNA of Cuscuta epithymum, 1358 nucleotides long. The record is from the annotation of a GenBank genome assembly. NCBI's taxonomy places the organism in Eukaryota, Viridiplantae, Streptophyta, Magnoliopsida, Solanales, Convolvulaceae.
UACGUGUUCCAUCUUAAACCAAAACUUUUACCUAACAUUGGUGUUGAUUUAUGCUAUAAAACCCAUUCCCCAUCCUCAAAUUUUUAAUACAAAAAAAAAACUUCUUGCUCUCUUAAUACUCCAUAUACAAAUAUGUCUACUGAGAUUGUUGUUAUGGUUUAUUGGAAUGGCUCUACAUUUAAAAAAGAUAAUGAAAUAGAGUACUCCAUACCUCCUAGGGCGGUACUAUUCAUUAGUGAAGACGAUGAUUUUACCAGUAUACACGAGACUGUUCUAAACCGUGUUACAGGUGGAUCGUCCCCAAGUCAUACAAGAAUGCCCCAAGACACUGUGUACUCUUGUACCGGGACCUUUUUGAUCGCAUGAGUGAGAGUCAGUUUGACUUCUUUCCCUACCCGUUCAACCCACUCCCACAUAUUUGCGUUGAUGACAUCCAGCUUUGGGCAUACGAGGGGAUGCUCAUAUUUUGCAAUAUGGCUGAAAGGCAUUACCCUGAUCGAUUUCUUCGGCAGUACUAUAUAAUGCAAGAUAUUCCACAAGACGCUAAGCAGGGUAAUGAUCAUCACACUAGUUGUUCCGCCAUAUCAACAUCUGUCUUGACAAUGUGGGCGAACCGACGGAAUAGUGUAUACCUGCUGGAUUACGAACAACAAAGAAUACUCACAACGACUGAUAGGUACCGAAAAUGGUACUUGCGGCAUGGGAUGAUACGUGUCGGGAACCCUUCUCACGUUGCGCCGACGACAGGAUACACCCCGACAGCACGUGAUUGGGGUCUUAUGAAGCACGGCUUUCACGAUGUGUAUGAGCUCGCCAACCAGGCGGCGGGUGAUGAAAACAAUAAAGAACGGCUUGAGCGGUUGGCCAUGGAUGUAGGUGAUGAAAUGAUGCUCCACCAGGGUGUUUUCCUUUACCCGAAUGCACAAGAUGAGCCCGCUCCCGUCCCUCGUCAUACGCCUGAUCGACGAAGAUAUGCUCCCACCCGUGAUCAUACACAUGGUCACGUUGAUGAAGAUAGAGAUGAAUAUGUUGGUGACGGUGGAAACGAGGAAGAGGGUGAUGCAGCUGAAUAUGAAGGUGGGGGUGAGGAAUCACAACCGCCCCCUCAAUUCUCUUCGCAUCAAGAUUUCACAAUUUUUGAACCACCGACGUAUUAUAUAUGGUUCUUAUCAGUACUCUACACAGUCAGAUGCAUAUUUUUCCACUUUUGAAGACACACCGGGGUUUUGGAACACUGGCGGCGGUGACAUGCCAGGGCCGAGCAAGCAACGUUAGAUGUAAUAUUAAAUUUAUUAUUGUAUGCACGUAAUAUCUAUUUAUUAAUAAAUUACAUUAAAAACUAUAUUUGUUUUGUUCAC